Messenger RNA from Gigantopelta aegis, 2052 nucleotides. Its product is annotated as proline-serine-threonine phosphatase-interacting protein 2-like. Lineage: Eukaryota; Metazoa; Mollusca; Gastropoda; Neomphalida; Peltospiridae. Gene Ontology annotation, biological process: actin filament polymerization. Gene Ontology annotation, cellular component: actin filament; plasma membrane; cytoplasm. The transcript is spliced from 15 exons. The record is from RefSeq and is a predicted model, not a curated record. Gene Ontology annotation, molecular function: actin filament binding. The coding region runs from base 74 to 1462 and encodes 462 amino acids.
UGUAGUGGGGGAGAGUUCGGUGUCUGUUUUAACUUCCGGGUUUGUGGAUUGUUUCACUUGUUUGGCCACCAAAAUGCCCGGAUUAACACACUUUUCAGACUCUUUCUGGGGCACAGGCUUUACAAGCUCUGCUGGCUUUGAUGCCCUAGUACAGCGCAUGAAUGAGGGCAAAAAACUGAGCAGAGAAUUGGAGGAUUAUUUCCGUCAGCGUGGAAAACUUGAAUCAUCAUACAGUCAGGACCUCAUGAAGCUGUUCAAGUCUCUAAAGAUGAAGGAGGUAGUUGAUACAAUAGAGAAAACGUGGAACUCUAUAAAGGCGGAGGUAGAAAAGAUGGCAGAAAGUCACAGUAAGGCUGCGAGUUCUUUCCAGAAACAGAGUGAAGAGAUGAAGAAGUUUGCAGAGGUCCAGACUGUCAAGAAAAGACAGCUUGAAGAUCAUGUCAAAAGAUACCAACAGAACAAGAACAAUAUGUACACAAAGUGUAUGAAUAAUAAAAAAAAUUACAACCAGAAAUGCCAGGAAAGAGAUACUGCUAAAAGUGUUUUCGAAGCGAAUCGUCAGUCGGUUACAAUAACAGCUAAGGAGCUGGAAAAGUUACGAAUGAAAAAGGAAAAAUCGGAAGAGGAGAAGUCAAAAGCAGAUCUCGCUUACCAGAGCUCAUUGGAUGCAUUAGAACACGCCAGAAUGGAAUGGGAGAAUGCUUUUCAGACAGCUUGCAAUGAAUUCCAGAGUUUGGAGGAGGAACGUAUUGCAUUCAUGAGAGAGGAGAUGUGGAAGUCGACGAAUAUCGAUUCUUUGACAGCAGUUAGUGUUGAUGAGUCAAGUGAGACUAUUCGCAAGGUUCUUGAGACGUGUCAGGUAGAAGAAGACAUCUCUCGCUUCAUAGAGAAAUGCAAAACUGGACAGGAGAGACCAGCGAAAAUACAAUAUGAGAAUUAUUACGGCAAUGUUCCUGUGGAGAACAAUGUAAAGUCACAUGCAACCCCUCCAGCUAACCGAGCACCACAGCCGAUACCUUCACAGGGGACAAGACCAGCCCCACCCCAAUCUCGUGCCCCUGAUGCCAGAAUUGUAGAUGUAGAACAAGAUUCCAUGUAUAGUACUAUAGAUAGUAGUGAUUCCACGUAUAGUACUAUAGAUAGUAGUGCCCGCAUCACACCCAUUGAUGAUAACCAGCUGUAUCAUACUCUCGAGAUGAGUGAUGACACGGGUACAGUUGUCUCCCCUAUGUCGUACUCCGGUAUGUGCACUGUGGUUCAUCCGUAUGUAGCGAAGAACGCCUCUGAGUUGACGGUAACCACUGGAUCAAAGGUGAUAUUUGUCCGCAACAUGGCGAACGGGUUUAUUCAAGUCGUCGAGGAAGGAACAAAGAAAUAUGGACUUAUUCCGGAAAGAUGUGUUCAGAAAUUUGAGGUUCCAAAACAAAAUCAAGAAAACCCCCCGUUGAUUGAUUUUCUGUGAAAAUAUGCCAUUUUGUUUUCAUUUGUUAACGAAUAUGUUGUUGAGUUUCUUGUUUUUGUUGAUUGGUGGGAUUUAUUACAGAGGACGAAUAAGCAGGAUUUAAUGGGGUUUUUUUCACCAAAUUAAAAUUUAAGUAGACUGUGGUAAAUAUAUUUCAUAAUAUAUGUGCCAAAAAGCUAAUUUCAGAAUUGGUAUUUUUAAAACAAAAAUCUGGGUUUUUUGCUUAAUUUAAAAAAUAUUUUCUUGUAUGGGUCUUUUCAGUUGUUUUUUUGGGGGUUAGUUUUUUUGUGGUUAUUUUGUUGGGUUCUUUUUUAGGGGGUAGGGGGUGAAGAAUGUUAGUGACAGUUAGUCUGACUACAUGUUUUCAAACCAGCUAGUUUAUACGUUGUCAAUAAAGGUCUCACUACACAGUUUACUUGUGAAAGAAAGUUCAUUUAUCACGGUUCUCAAUAGAUCCUAAUUGUAAGAUGUGUUGUCAGUGUUUCUGCCGGAAAGAAAUUUUUGGAUAUGGCGCUAUGAAAUUGAAUGCAGCCACAGUCAACAGGGGGUAAGGGGGGGCCUCUCCAGCAAAGAAAAUGGGUUACAUGUAG